Molecule: messenger RNA, 630 nt
Organism: Rhinichthys klamathensis goyatoka
Lineage: Eukaryota; Metazoa; Chordata; Actinopteri; Cypriniformes; Leuciscidae
Gene: tnni1b
Product: troponin I type 1b (skeletal, slow)
Exons: 5
Coding region: 83-583 (166 amino acids)
Biological process (GO): muscle contraction
Cellular component (GO): troponin complex
Source: RefSeq, a predicted model, not a curated record
AUAUAUAAUGAGUGCUAUAUAUAACCAAUGCUCAUUUCAAAUUUGACAGAAAAAGUCCAAGAUCUCUGCAUCUCGCAAGCUGAUGCUAAAGAGUCUUAUGGUAGCUAAAGCAAAGGAUGACUUAGAGCAAGAGCUGGUAGAUAAAGAGGCAGAGAAGGAGAGAUAUCUGUCUGAGAAAGCUCCUCCGCUACACACUAGAGAAAUGUCUUUCGCUGAGCUUCAGGAGCUGUGCCGCGAACUACACGCUAAAGUUGAUGUGGUGGACGAGGAGCGCUAUGACAUUGAGGCUAAAGUGCUUCACAACACAAGAGAAAUCAAAGAUCUGAACAUCAAAGUCCUGGACCUGAGGGGCAAAUUUAAGCGACCUCCCCUGAGAAGAGUCCGAGUCUCAGCUGACGCCAUCCUGCGCUCUCUGCUGGGCUCCAAACACAAGGUGUCCAUGGAUCUGAGAGCAAACCUCAAGUCCGUCAAGAAGGAAGACACAGAGAAGGAAAAGACAGUGGAAGUCAGUGACUGGAGGAAAAAUGUGGAGGCCAUGUCUGGAAUGGAAGGAAGGAAGAAAAUGUUUGAUGCAGCACAGUAAACAGAUCACAAUCAACAUCUGCAAACAUGCAAGUAUAGUACAAGAGA